Molecule: messenger RNA, 1379 nt
Organism: Triticum dicoccoides
Lineage: Eukaryota; Viridiplantae; Streptophyta; Magnoliopsida; Poales; Poaceae
Product: putative F-box protein At3g16210
Exons: 3
Coding region: 1-1209 (402 amino acids)
Molecular function (GO): protein binding
Source: RefSeq, a predicted model, not a curated record
AUGGCCCCCCGCCGCCGCAGCACCUCUCCGCCGCCUGCCUCUCUGCCCGACGACGACGACAUGCUUCAGGAGAUUCUCCUCCGCCUCCCGCCGCGGCCUUCCUCCCUCCCCCGGGCCUCCCGCGUCUGCAAGCGUUGGCGCCGCCUCGUCACCGAUCCCCGAUUCCAACGCCGCUUCCGCGACCACCACGGCAAGCAUCCUCUCCUCGGCUUCUUCUUCGAAGACUAUUGCUCCUGUCCGUUUGUUCCGAUGCUGGAUCGACCAGAUCGCAUCCCCCGGUAUCGCUUCUCGAUGUCUCGCCGCGAGGACAACCGCAUCAUCGACUGCCGGCACGGGCUUGUCCUUUUCCUCAGCGGAAGGCCGCCGCGCAGCCCAAGUGUGUGGGACCCCGUCGCCCGCAAGCAGCGCUGCCUGACCCUCCCACCAGAGCUGGACAACGACCGGAUGUACUUUUUCAACCGGGCGGUGCUUCGCCCUGCCCGCGGCCAAGGCCGCCGUUCAAGCCAAUUCCAGGUGGCCCUGGUAGCCUAUGACGACAGAGGAGAAACAAGAGCUUCGGCAUGGGUUUACUCGUCGGAGACUGGCAUAUGGAGCAAGAGCAAAUCACUGCAGCUGCAAUCUUCUAUACCUAUGGAUCAAUCCAGUACUUUGAUUGGGAAUUCUCUUUACUGGUUACAUACCUAUGCGGCGAAUGUGCUUCAUGACCAUGGUGAGUAUUUCGUACUUGAGUUUGAUCUGAAUAGUCAGAGCCUAGCCGUGACCGAGCUGCCGGCACACAUAGAACCCGGGUAUCACACAUUGAGGAUUAUGCCUGCCGAAGAUGGUGGGCUUGGCUUCAUCCAUCUCUCACGAUUCAAUGCCCAAUUAUGGAAGAGAAAGCCUGAUUAUGAUGGUUCAGCUGCAUGGGUGCUCGACAGAGCUAUUGAUUUCGGGGAACUUAGAUCAACUUGGAAGGGUGACUCCCUCACUUUAGUUGGGUUUGCCGAGGAGAGUAAUGCAAUCCUUGUAUCGACAGCUUCUGGUGUCUUCGUGGUCUAUCUCCAGUCAAUGGAGUUUAAGAAAGUUUCUAAUACGGUGUUCUUCUUUUCCCAUUAUCCAUAUGAAUGUUGCUAUGCUGCAGGUACUGGCAUUGUUGAUGUACAUGGCAAAGAUGAAGUGUUGAAAUAUAUGGGAGAUUCUCGUCUGUUAGCACAUGUUAGUACUUUGUGAUGACUGAAAAGGUAUGUCCAGGUUGCAGGAAUGGGUUAUCGGUGUAGGUUCUUCCAUUUUCUGUUUUCUGGUGUUGCGGUCAGGGCCAGUGAUGGUCCACUCCAUCUGAAGAUUAAUCCAGUGUAGUAGUACUCAUCAAGUGUGAAGGACACUUGGAGGAAUGAACUGUU